Andrographis paniculata is the source of this 2612-nucleotide messenger RNA. RefSeq names its product two-component response regulator-like APRR5. The coding region runs from base 269 to 2203 and encodes 644 amino acids. Gene Ontology annotation, molecular function: protein binding. Gene Ontology annotation, biological process: phosphorelay signal transduction system; cytokinin-activated signaling pathway. Lineage: Eukaryota; Viridiplantae; Streptophyta; Magnoliopsida; Lamiales; Acanthaceae. The transcript has 8 exons. The record is from RefSeq and is a predicted model, not a curated record.
AUUUAGAGGUAUCCAUCAGACAGAGAGGCAGACAAGGUCCGUCAAUGGCUGACCUGAGGAAGGCAGGCGGCGGUUAAAGUGCGCCGAGUAGAGAGAGAGAGAGAGAGAGUGUGUGUGUGUGAAAGGCCUCCCUCUCUCCUCCCUCCACUAAUUAUCCUCGAAGAUAUUUUCUUUCGGGUUAGCGAGUACUACUGAGAACUAACUACUGCCUGGAAGGAAAACUGAUGUGCCCUCCCUAUUCCAACUGCGCCGCCCUCCUUCAUCAGCAAUGGGAGAGCUUGUCGAAGUCAGGGCCCAAUUGGACCAACCACAGGAAAGGAACUCCACGCCCACGCCCACGCCCGAUGCCUCUGCUUCCUCUUCGGUAGUUCGGUGGGAGAGGUUUCUGCCUAAGCUAUCGGUGAGAGUGCUCUUGGUGGAAGCAGACGACUCCACCAGGCACAUAAUUGCUGCUCUUCUCCGGAAAUGCAGCUAUAAAGUUGCUGCCGUUCCCGAUGGCUUGAAAGCAUGGGAAGUAUUGAAAGGAAGAUCACGCAAUAUAGACCUUAUUUUGACGGAAGUUGAACUGCCCUCGAUCUCUGGAUAUGCGCUGCUCACUUUGAUUAUGGAGCAUGAUGUCUGCAAAAAUAUUCCGGUCAUAAUGAUGUCAGCACACGAUUCAGUUGCUACAGUUUACAAAUGCAUGUUGAGAGGUGCAUCCGACUAUCUUGUCAAGCCUAUAAGGAAAAAUGAGCUGAGGAACUUAUGGCAACACGUCUGGAGGAAACAAGUUUCAAGGAGUGCCGCUGUCCUUGGACCUCCAGAUGAGAGUGUCGGUCAGCAGAAGAUUGAAGCCACGGCUGAAAACAAUGACGUUAGCAACCAUUCAAGUGGUUACAUGGCCUGCAUUCGAAGAAAUCGUGAGUGCAUUGAGAAAGGAAGUGAUGCACAGACUGGCACAAUACUUUGUGUUCAUCUGCAGAGCUCGUGCACUAAACCAGAAUUGGAGAAUGAAGGAGCAGAUGCAGAGCACUUUCAUUGCCCCUCACAGCCAAAGGCAUCAAGAUGUCCAUCCAAUGGUUACAAAAUUCAUGCGAAACAAGAAAAAAUCCAAGCACAUGAGGGCGGAGGAUCUGCAGCUGUGGCUGCUGCUAUAGAUGCUGAUGCCAAUGAUAAAACCUCCAAUGAUCAUCGUGUUUGCAACAAAUCUUCUUCUAGAAAAGUUAUUGAUUUGAUUGGAAAUUUUGAGAGCCAGUUAAAAGGGGGCACGAUUGAAAGCCCUGCCUCAAAUGCCAGCACUAAUAAGUUUGAUAUAUUACCCCAGUUGGACUUAUCUUUGAGGAGAUCUCAUCCCAGUAGUUCUGUGAAUCAAGUAAAUGAUGAAACCCGGAGGCUAAAUCAUUCUGAUGCAUCUGCCUUUUCUAGGUACAUAGGCAAGCCACUGCAGUCUCGCAACUCUACAUCACCGAGCACCUGUAAUCAACACAAGGAUCGCGAAACCAAUUCUGACAGACAAGUAUCCAAUCAGGCCCCUGAUUAUAAUUCAGACACACACGCGGCCUCAUUUCAACCAGGAUUGCGUAAGGUGCCAUUUCCCUACAAUCAACAAACAGAAAUAUCUCCACCUAUUCCUGUCAGUGGAGUAAAAGGAUUUGGGAAUGUUGUAAAUGGAUUAAGUCCCAUGAUGCCUCAAGUGUCCCGUGUUCCAUCAGGCCUCUCACCUCUGCCAAAUCCAACCACAGCCACUUACCCGCGCCAUUUCCCUCAACUUAGUAACAAUCCUUUCUACCAAGCAGCCUACCGACCUUCAAGUUCUCCCCAAUUCAAUAAUCUUCUGGAUCAAGGGACAGAUAGUAAACGUGACCAGAAAUUGGAAAACUUGGAUCAGUGCCACCUCCACGCAUCAUCAGCUAAUAAUAAUGAUCAGAGUGGUGGUAACAGCAGUAGUUUCUACAAUGGCCACCACUACAACAGCAUGAUCAAUUCCAUGCCGGAAUGUGGCAGUGAAGAUGGUUUCCACGUUCAGGAGGGAGCAUCACAUCGGGCCAUACAACGAGAAGUGGCCCUCACAAAAUUCAGAAUGAAGAGAAAAGAGAGGUGCUUUGAGAAGAAGGUACGCUAUGAAAGCAGAAAAAAGCUGGCUGAGCAGCGUCCGCGUGUAAAGGGGCAGUUUGUUCGCCAAGUACCUAAUGAUUUACCGCCAGGGAGCUCAUCAGCUGCGUAGGCUGGCAUGUCUGCCAUGCUUCCCACUCUGAUCUGAAGAUAUUUUGUAAGAAAUAACUAAACUGAUCGAUAGCAUAGAUUUUUGGGCUGUUUAUAAUAUAUAACAGUUUGCGAAAUCACACUGGCCAUGCAUACAGCGUGAUAGCUGAGCUACUGUAUGUAUAUAUUAGUUACAGUACAUAGGAUUGGGGGGAGGGGGGGAGGGUAUAGGGAGAUGCUGUUCAUGAUACACACACACACACACAUAUAUAUAUUGUGUUUUUGUAUUUUUAGGCCUUUUUUUGGUCUGUAAUACUGCUGCUUAGUGUAAGUGUAGAGCUAACAUGUACAUAUCCUACAAUUUGGGUUUUGUAAAUUUGAGUUGCAUCAAUUUGACAAUAAUAGAGAAUGUUAUAUCCUUCUUGGAUUAA